GAGUGUGUGCAAACAGGUAGUUUGUGUGUGGAGCUCGAGGAGACGUGGACGAUGUAAAAGGCGACGAAUUUGGGAUGUUUGAGAUAGUUAAGGUAGCAUGCUGAGUGCUGUUUGCAAAAACCCACGCUCAAUUUCACGCAUGUAAACGAGAUUAUCGACCCAGUACAACACAAUCGGCUGGAAUGGCGACGAAUAGAGGCUAUUCUUCUACGACGUUACUUAGCAAAUAUGUGAGGAGUUAAUUUGGUGCUGUUUUGGUUUCGGGCAAGCUUAGCAACAUGGAUGGCCGUGUCGACCAUGAAGUGGACAUACCGAACGGUGAUGCGACCACGCCGCCAGCGCAGGGAGACGAUAACGGUCAAGCUGCUGGUCAAGAGGGUCUCAACCAUCUCCAGCCAACUCAAACAGGUCUCUCCUACUACCUCUCUUUCUUUACCGGGACAGUGCGACCUCUCAGUGACUGGGUCUAUGAUAAACCCUUACCCGUCCGAUUCCCCAUAGCAUGCGCCAGGGCACUGGGACAACCCAUCUUCGUGAACAACCCAUUCAGUGGAAUUCUCAUACUGGCCGGACUAUUUGUGCAGAGUCCCUGGCGGACUAUUUGCGGACUCUUGGCCAUGUUGACCGCCCAGACGACGGGUCUAGUCCUGCAUCUAGAUCGGGAUGGAAUGGACAAUGGAGCAUUCUCCUUCAAUGGUCUCCUGGUUGGGUACGUGUUGGCAUCCAGUUCGGCUGCAGGGGAUUGGUACGGGUACCUGGUGUUUCCCGUAGUCAUAUGUGGCAUGUUAAGCACACUCCUGAGCAGCGCCCUCUCCGUUCUGCUCUCCAAAUGGGGAAUCCCCUCCUUCAACCUGGCGUUCAACGUUGUUGCUGUCUCCUUCAUAGCAGCCACCGGUCCGCACAACCCUCACUUCCCCCAGCAGGGAGGGGGACCUAGCCCGGCAGCAUGGGGAGUCGAAGCAUUGGAUUGGCUUCAGGUACUAGCCAGCAUCCCACGAGGUAUAGCCCAGUGUUAUGGCAGUGAUAGUCUCAUCACGGGUUGUUUAAUGAGUCUUGGUAUGCUGGUAUGUUCCCCCAUCGUCUUCAGUCACUGCUUGUUAGGCUCAAUACUGGGCGCUUUAACGGGUCUGGCUCUUGCAGCUACCCCAGCAGACAUCUAUAACGGAAGCUGGGGAUAUAAUUCGGCUCUCACAUGUGGGGCGAUAGGGGGCGUCUUCUAUGUAUUGAAUUGGUCGUCACAUUUGAUGGCACUUAUUUCUGCCAUCUUCGCAGCUAUGGUGAGAGGGGCAAUGGCCCGAUUUUUCGCUGCUGCCCAGGUCCCCGUGGUAGCCUUCCCCUUCUGCAUUGUAGCUGCUCUCUUCUUAUUGGUGGACAGCAACACCAAACAGCUUCUGCGCGUGCCCGGUGACCGCAUGACCUACCCGGAAGAACAUCGUAAACUUUUCAAGUCGACCACUGUUGGAGUGACGAACGUACAACCCGAUCAAGACCCGACGUAGCUCAAGAAAAAGAAACAUUCUGAACGACAAUCAGUGUUUGUUUUGUAUAACCUUGAACACACAAACUAUGAAUAAUUUGAUAAAGGAUUGCUCUUGCAUGGUGAAUGUAGUUUCUUUUUAAGGACGACUUCAUGCAACACUAAUCUUCACAUGGAGAAUGACGUCAACGAAGAAUUUGAAUGCUAACGAGGUCAAUUUUCAGGGCAUUGGAAAUGCUGGGCAUUUCUUCUUUAUUUUGUUUAAAACAAAAAUUAUAUCUGCUUAUCCUGGCAUACGGAAUAAUAAUCAAACUACUCUGAUCUUAUACUUCUAAUUUACGAAUUAUACAUUGGACCUGGGUUCAUGAUUACACACUUACAAUUAUUACUCAAUUAUGAGCAGGAUAAUUAAUUUUAAUAUACUGACCAAGUGUCAAGUAACUUUUGUUUGUAUAAAAUCGAAACUUUAUUUCCGCGGAGAAUAAUUUCAAUGACUAAGCGCGCCUCUGGAUGAUAUGAACUGAAAUAUUAAUACGUCUGAUUAUGAAACGUUUCGUGUCAAAUGCCGAUUUCUUUUUUUAUAUCGAACUUCGCAAUUAUUUUUUGAGGCCCUUGUAAGAAAGGCUGUUAUCAUGAUUGCAACUGACAAACCAUUUUGUUGUUAUUGUAGUUGUUAAAUUGUCCUCUUCUCUAUGGUGUAUCGUUUUACAUUUGUC
Strongylocentrotus purpuratus (purple sea urchin) is the source of this 2193-nucleotide messenger RNA. RefSeq names its product urea transporter 1. The coding region runs from base 279 to 1499 and encodes 406 amino acids. The record is from RefSeq and is a predicted model, not a curated record. Gene Ontology annotation, molecular function: urea transmembrane transporter activity. Gene Ontology annotation, cellular component: membrane. Gene Ontology annotation, biological process: urea transmembrane transport. The transcript is spliced from 5 exons. Lineage: Eukaryota; Metazoa; Echinodermata; Echinoidea; Camarodonta; Strongylocentrotidae.